This is a messenger RNA of Penicillium crustosum, 549 nucleotides long. RefSeq lists its product as uncharacterized. NCBI's taxonomy places the organism in Eukaryota, Fungi, Ascomycota, Eurotiomycetes, Eurotiales, Aspergillaceae. The transcript has a single exon. The coding region runs from base 1 to 549 and encodes 182 amino acids. The record is from RefSeq and is a predicted model, not a curated record.
AUGGCUGAAGUCGGCUUGAUCUCCAGCGAACAGCAGUUGGAUGUGGCCUUGACCCGAGAUAAGAAGCUCCUUAUAGUGGUUAUGAACAUGAGAAUCUGGAACGCAGAAUUUGUCAGGGCCGCAAAGAAAGGCUCUUCUCGCUAUCCGGCAGGCUGCCUCAAGAAUACUGUAGACAAACGCGAUGUAUUGAGAUGGCUCGACCGAGAGACUGUGGAAAGAGCCUUUGACUCUAUUCAGCCUCAGAGGAUGCCCGCCGCUCCCGGCUCAACUACUCAAACACAAAAGAAGGAGCAGCGUACCGAUACCAUCAUCACACAGAGCGCCAGGGCAGUAGAUGAUGAGGUCGCCAAGGCCAAUUUGCAGAUAAAGCGGAUAGAGCUGAAUGACAGCAUCGAGGGCCGAACGAAAAGCUCUAGGUGUAGAGAUGGUAGAGAUGAAGUAGAUGGGAGCCCGGCAGGACAGCCUCAAUACUCAACAGAACGAUCUGGAUGUACAACAGCAGGCUCUAGUUGUGAAGUGGAAGGAGAAAGGAGAUGGAAGCCCGGAUGA